This is a messenger RNA of Triticum turgidum subsp. durum (durum wheat), 450 nucleotides long. The record is from the annotation of a GenBank genome assembly. NCBI's taxonomy places the organism in Eukaryota, Viridiplantae, Streptophyta, Magnoliopsida, Poales, Poaceae.
AUGUCGCCUGAGUAUGCGAUGGAGGGCAUUUUUUCCGUCAAGUCGGACACCUACAGCUUUGGUAUUUUGCUACUAGAGAUUGUAAGUGGAUUAAAGAUCAGUUCACCACAUCAUCUUGUGAUGGACUUUUCAAAUCUCAUAUCAUUUGCAUGGAACUUGUGGGCAGAUAGCAAAGUGGAGGAUUUCGUGGAACCAGCCAUCACGGAGAGCUACUCGCUUGAUGAAGUGUCCAAGUGCAUCCAUGUUGGGCUCUUGUGUGUCCAGGACAGCUCCGGUGCUAGGCCUCACAUGUCAUCCGUUGUGUCCAUGCUCGACAGUGAAGCCAUGCCUCGCGCAGCGCCGAGGCAACCUAUGUAUUUCGCGCAGAUAAAUUACGAAACCAGUGAUGCGACAGAAGACCUGGAAAACUCUGCCAAUGGCGUGAGCCUUACGGCACUAGAAGGACGAUAA